This is a messenger RNA of Aspergillus melleus, 2007 nucleotides long. RefSeq lists its product as uncharacterized. The record is from RefSeq and is a predicted model, not a curated record. NCBI's taxonomy places the organism in Eukaryota, Fungi, Ascomycota, Eurotiomycetes, Eurotiales, Aspergillaceae. The transcript is spliced from 3 exons. Gene Ontology annotation, cellular component: nucleus; cytoplasm. The coding region runs from base 1 to 2007 and encodes 668 amino acids. Gene Ontology annotation, biological process: intracellular signal transduction; mitotic cell cycle. Gene Ontology annotation, molecular function: histone H3T3 kinase activity.
AUGGUCUCGCCACUCUCCCCCGUCGCAGGCGACGUCACGCCCAGACAAGCACCGUCGAAAGCGAGAACGAAACAACCUGCGAAAUCACGACCUAAUACGCAACGACGGGUCUAUGGAAAGCGCAAGGUCGAUGCGCCGAGGGCGGUCUUCGAUCAGGGGAGUCCGGCGAAGACGGAGAUGAAGAAGUCGUCCACGACGACGGUUCACGAUGGUGUGGAUUCGCUCCGGGAGAAGCUAGCUGAGGUGCGGAUAAAGGGUGCGCAAGAUGCGCCUCAGGAGGGGGAGUCUGAGCCGGUGAAGACUAGUGAAAAGACUAUCGAGAAGAUAGAGGAGCCUGUCAAAGAGAUACCAGAGACAACGGAGAACGUUGACGAGAUACCCAACACCACGGGGCGCAAUGAAUCGCCAGAAGCCGAGACGCCGGAUACCGAACCAGAAAAUGAGACAUCCGAGUCGAUCCCUUCGAAACCGCAGACAGCAUCAAAGAAACAAUUAGAGGCCAUGGUGGAAGUGAGGGUCAGUCCGAAAACAACCGCACGGAGAACAAAGCAAGAGCCAAAGGAGGAUCAAGAUACGAGCGAGACAGGGAGGCGGGCAACGAGAAGGAAUAAGCCCGCAGAGAACAAGCCCGCUCAACGACAGUCGGCCGGUUUCGUAUCGGAUCAGAAAGCCAAUGCCUAUGUUCGCACCAUCCUCGACGAGGCCUUAUCACCGGUAGCUGCGCAGAGUGUUCAAAAAUUUGGCUCCUGGGCCGCUCGCGCUGGGAAUAUGCUGGAGGUUGUGAAGAUCGCCGAGGGUUCCUACGGAGAGGUCUAUAAGCUUCGACUGCGAGAGGAGGUGUGCAAGAAGGAAAUGUCGAAGUCAAAGCUCGCUCGUCUAAAGGCCUACGGAGAUGGCGUUUUCAAGGUUGUCCCUCUGCGGGCGCAGAGCGGUCCUGGCUCGAAGAAAUUCACCAGUAUCGACGAAAUUGUGUCCGAGGUAAAGAUGUUGAAAUACCUGGAUCCGAUCCCAGGGUUCGCUCGAUUCCGGGAAAUCCACGUCGUUCAGGGCCGCUUCCCGGAGUCUUUUCAGAAAGCAUGGGAUCACUAUAAAAAGACGAAAGAUGACUGCCUGAACCCUAACCCCUCGAGCAAAAGAGCGUAUCCCGACUCGCAACUCUGGGCCAUUAUAGAGAUGGACGAUGCCGGGUGUGAGCUGGAAAAGUUCUCCUGGACAUCCAUCUUCCAAAUCUACGACAUCUUCUGGGGAGUGGCGAUGGCUCUUGCGCGCGCCGAGGAAUAUGCCCAGUUCGAGCAUCGUGAUCUUCAUCUUGGUAAUGUUUGUAUCAGAAGUACCCGAUCGGACGGCCGCAUGGACCCGCCUACAGAGCUUGAGGUGAUGCGGCUGCCAUCUGCAAGCGGGUUUGGUAUAAGCACGCUGGAGACCACCAUCAUCGACUAUUCGCUCUCCCGAGCCGAGCUGAGGACUGCCGAGGAAUCAGGCGAGGUUGUUGACAUUGCAUCGUCUGACCUUGACAAGAAGCAAAUCUUCGAUGCCGUUGGUCGAGACGAGGACGAGAUCCUACUGAGAAAUACCUAUAGAUACAUGCGCGCCCAACUAUACACAGGACAACCCUUGGACGCUACCAAACCCGCUGAUAUCCCAGGCAUCUGGAGCGAAUACGCUCCACGGACCAAUCUCGUCUGGCUGCUCUUCCUUCUCAAAUCCCUAUUGAAGAAUCACAAAACCGAGGCCCCUCCCCAACGACAGCCUCUUGCCCCACGCUCUCCUAACAAGGAAGUCCAACCCAAAUCGAACACCCAAAAGAAAACCAGUCUUCUUUCAACCCAGGCCGCCACACAAGUGCAGUCCAACGUCUCCCAAUGGCAAAAGACCCUCCAUGGUCGACUGACCAGUGUCCUGGAGCUUCUGGAUCUCGACCACGGACACGAGGAUAUGUGUUGUGCGGCCGACCUGGUAGCAUACGCCAUUGACUCUCAAUGGCUGGGCGAGCAGGAUUUCUUCUAA